CCCACCCCCUCCCCCUCUGCAAAGCUUCACCCCUGCCCUUCUCCCUCUCUCGCUUUCGCUCACUGCCCUGCCUCUCUCGCUCCGUCACUCCCUCCGUCGCCCUCGCCGUCGGCGGCUCGCCCUCGCUCUCGCCUCGCCGGCUCUCCCUCUGUCGCUCGCCGGCUCGCCGGAUCGCCCUCGUGGCCGGUGGCUUGCUCUUGCCUCUUGCUCCGUCGCUCUCUGUCGCUGGUGGCUCGCUGCCUCAGGGACCCAAAAUCUCAGGUACGACACUGCCGCCGGAGCAGUCGCAAAGGGGAUUCCGCAUUGACUCGUCCCCGGCACCGGCAGGGGAGGAAACAGCCGCGCGCGACGGGCAAUUGAGAACUUCACGGCUCUCGUCAUGAAACUGGCCGCCUCCGAUCCCUCCAAACCCCUGACGCCCGGUCGGAAGGCAGUCAUCGAGAAACACCUCCGUAACUGCUUCACCGAGUUUCGCACUCCCAAACAUCCUACCUACGCUGCGAUGAUAUACAAGGCACUAUUGGGACUGAAGGAUGAUGGAGGCUCCACUGAGGGAUCCAUAUCAGAGUUUAUUAGGAAGGAGUAUGACAAUUUGCCUUGGGCUCAUUUCACUUAUCUGAAACAUAAUCUAAAGAAGCUUUGUGAUAGUGGUGAGAUUGUUAUAACUAGUAGCAACCGUUAUUUGCUUGCUGAUGGAACCAUGGGCCUUAAUUCUGGUCUUUGCUCUGGUCCUAAGCCAGAGUCGACAAAGCAGGUGCAGAAGCAUAAGGGGAAGAAAUUAAAUGGGCGAGCCAGCCAGGGUAGAAAGAAUAAAGUUAAAGAGAACAUUCAAUGCGAAGGAGAAUAUAUGGUAGUGUUUCAAGGGCCAAACCAAGUACAAGAUCAACAUGAUCAAGUGAUUGAAGAAUGGAAUAUACCAGUGGAACCACAUAACAAUCUGAUUGAAGAAUUAAGUGUGCUACAAGCUCGAAAGCUAGACAAACAAAGUAUUCUCAUUGGAAAACAGAACCAACCUGAAGAACAGGUCAUGGGUUUAGAGCAUAUAGAGCCAAAUCAACUAGAAGAUGCAAGCCCUGAAAGAUCUCCCGGGUUUGAGUUUGUGACAGUUCAGGAAUUGUCCAAGUUACAGGAGAGACCACUUCUAGAAGGGUCUCCAUUACUUUGUUCUCAGCAGAAGAAUCCAAAAACCCACCUGGAAACAAGGAGGAUACCUGUUGAUAUGCCUUUCAAUGCAGAGCAGCUUAAUGAGGAGAAGCGAUGUGAGCAAAUAUAUUUAAAGGUGCCUCAAGGUACACCUGAUACAUUCUUGCCUCCUUCGACAUCAAAAAAGCCUGCAGGUUUAGCUACAGAUGCAUAUUUGGUUGAGCAAGAGCAGCAACCAAUGUCCUCGAACCAAGAGAUGCAGAUAGAGCUUGAGCUAGCGACAACAGAGAGACUAUCUCGAACAGAGAGGAUAAUAUCGGAGGUGCAACACCAACAGGUGUUGGAUAAGCCACAGUGCAGACAAUUACGCCAACGGCCUCCUAAAUUUGAAGCUGCUGCUACAAUUACAAAAGAUGAAUGGUUGGCUCAAAGCCAUCGGCCCAGGGCGCAUCACUAUCUGGAGAAUAUGCAGCCCCCAAAUAGAGGAAAGCUGCAGCAGUUGAAACAGGCACUGGCAGAGGAAUCAACUCAAGGAGAGAAACAGCGAUCAAAACUCAACAGUAGGCUGAAGUUGCUUUUUUCUUUUCCAGAACGAGCAAAGAGUUGUAUUGAUUCACAGAGAGAGCCUGGGCAUCAAACAGUAAUUUCAAGUUCUGAAAGCGCAGAGGGUCAGUGGGACAAACAGUUACAGAAAAAGCCAUGCCGUGGGCAGUCACAGACUUUGCACCCCAAAUCUGAAGCAACUGCCACUGCAACUCCAUUAGAGCCUACACAAGAUCAGGACAAGGAGCAGCAACACCCAGCUCCAAAAAGAUGUCGGCGAUGUUGUAAGUCUUCACAUAAUUCUGAGCAACAGCAUCUGGAGCAAACAAGGAGUGAAACCCGAGGAAGGUCUCCUAACCAAAAACCAGGUGAUGCAACAAGCAACAAUUUGUUGCUUUUGGAGAACCAGUUGCAAACAUACAAGCGCAGGGGCAAGGAAAGACAACAGAGGCUGGACAAAGUAAAAUGACACAAACCUGGUAGGUCAACAUUGCUUAUGCUUUCCACUCCCACCUAGAUGAAAUUGAUGGGCAUAAAUGAGGCAAAAAGUAGCCUUGGCUGGUGAGUUCCUCACAGUUAGCAAGAACUCUGAUUGCCUUCAUUGAUAUUUACAAUCCCUAUUGAUAUCUUGGCUUGCUGUUUUGAUCAGUUUGUUUCCUUGGGUUGCAGCCUAAAACUGUCCUAUUAUUAUGUACUGUCUGUUUUACAUAGGUCUGCCAUUAAAUUCAUCCAAAUAUCCAUGAUGCACUUCUUAAUUUGUGUGGCUAACUAACAUGUGGAGCUAGGACAAACAGAAUUGGAGAUUUUCACUGAAUUCCAGAAGGAAUUCAUCACUUUUAGCAUUGCUUUCCGUUGAUUGGGCUGGGACUACAAAAUUUCCUAGUUUUGGUUGGGAAAAUAGAAGUUAAAUUUUGACUUCUGCUGUUUCUGCAUCUAUAUAUUGCUAACUGUGACUUUAUUCCAGCAGCCCAUUGUUAUUUAUUACUUUUGGCAUAAACAUUGCAGACUAAGUGGCUGUGAAGUAAAUGCCUUUUCUUUAAAUCAAACAUCCUAAAUGGAAUGUUUGUCAUAUUUCUUGUGUUUUAUUGCUAUAACUUAAUCAGUGUCCUGCAGCACCUUUGUGGAUUGCGAUCAAUCUUCCAGUUUUCAGCCCAACAGAUGAAUGCCACAAUUACUGUUGUGUGCCAUAUUAAUGCUUAUAUUGGGUACGCAGACAUGAGUGUUGGUUCUUUUGAUUUUCCAUGAUGGAGACAUUGUCUUAGAUGAAGAGUAAGAGUCAGGUGGAACUGUAUUUUCUCUGCUGCUUUUGUCGAAGAUAACCUUUUGGGAGGUGGCCUCCAGGAUUGUGUUCGAGUUACCUUUACACUUUUGUUAAUUCUAUUUCUGGAAAGCUAGUUAUGUUAUUCGCCUUCUUCUUUGAUACCACGUCAACAAUCCACUGCAUACAUUGAAGUCCUUAUGCUAUAUAUUUGUUGAGGCUUUAACAGGCAGCACAUAAAGCUAGAACUGAAGAAAGCAAGGAUUGACAUGCUAUUCACAUUUGUUAAGUUGAUUUUCUCCUUAUUUA
Diospyros lotus (date-plum) is the source of this 3253-nucleotide messenger RNA. RefSeq lists its product as uncharacterized. The transcript has 2 exons. The record is from RefSeq and is a predicted model, not a curated record. Gene Ontology annotation, cellular component: nucleus; nucleolus; nucleosome. Bases 380 to 2155 code for a protein of 591 amino acids. NCBI's taxonomy places the organism in Eukaryota, Viridiplantae, Streptophyta, Magnoliopsida, Ericales, Ebenaceae. Gene Ontology annotation, biological process: nucleosome assembly; negative regulation of DNA recombination; chromosome condensation. Gene Ontology annotation, molecular function: double-stranded DNA binding; nucleosomal DNA binding.